Molecule: messenger RNA, 1535 nt
Organism: Rana temporaria (common frog)
Lineage: Eukaryota; Metazoa; Chordata; Amphibia; Anura; Ranidae
Exons: 7
Coding region: 49-1398 (449 amino acids)
Biological process (GO): regulation of transcription by RNA polymerase II
Cellular component (GO): nucleus
Molecular function (GO): DNA-binding transcription factor activity, RNA polymerase II-specific; RNA polymerase II cis-regulatory region sequence-specific DNA binding
Source: RefSeq, a predicted model, not a curated record
ACACAGGAAGGUCACACCAUCCCCCACCAUCAUCAGCAUGAAGAACAAAUGUAUAUAAAAGUUGAAGUUAAAGAGGAAGAAGAGGAGAUGAGGGGUGAUCAGCGGUCUCGGGAGGAGACUGGGACGAUGGUGACAAUUAAACGGAAGGAAGCUUCUCUAGAUAACACAGCUGCCCUCUGUCCAAGGGUACGAGGCAGAACCCCUCUGGAAGAUCCACAGAAAGUCUCCCCAACAAGGGACGAGCGUAGAAAACAGAAAAAGAGGAGAAUAACCAACCACACCCGGAAUACGAGAUUCUCCAUGGAAGAGAACACCAUCUUAAUAGAAAGGGUCUCCAAGCACUGGGAAAAGUUAUUCGGCCACCUAUCCCGCCAGAUGUCCUUCCCGGCCAAAAGCAGAAUCUGGAACGAGGUGGUAGAUGCUGUAAACGUCGCCGGCGUGGCGGAGCGGAACGUGGAUACCUGUAAAAGACGCCUAAAUGAUAUAAAGAGACAAAUAAAAACCAAGUUGUCAGAAAUGAAACAGCGAAGGGGGACAGGAGGAGGUCCAACUCCGGAAGUCACAUUUUUUGAAUAUGAAGAAAAGCUCAAGGAAUGCCUGGGGCCGGAUAUUCUUGCCGGAGACAGUGAAUCGGAUGUGAGAGCAUCAACUAAACAGGGGCCUUCCGCGGCUUCCUCCAGAGCAGAGACAGCGGCAUACCUUGAUGUGUUUCACAAUAGAAGACAACCGGAUGAAGAUUCUAUGUUAUCCUAUGAGGACGACGAACAAUCACCAAGUCCCCCCACAUCAGUGCAGCCAGAGGACCUCUUGAUGUCUGAAGAUAAUUCACACCAUCGUCUAAUGCAAAGCGCGGAACAACUGGAAGAGGCCAGUUGUCACUCCAUAGCCAAUGAAAGAGAUUUGAAAGAGUUUAUAGACCCUGAAAAAGCGUGUAAAGUGCUAGAGCCAGCGACGGAUCCUGAAAACGCCCGAACUGCGCCGGCACAGCAUCAAGAAGAAAGGCAUCCGUAUGUUAGGACGUCACGGGGCAAGAGAAAAAGGACUCUUCUUCAGAGAAGAUUGGCAACAAAUAGUUCUAACCAAUUGCAGGACACCCUGGGAAAACUAAUGGACAUGUACAGCAAACAAACUCAUUCCUCGCACCAGAAUAAUUCAACGGUUGCGGAAACCAUCAUGCGGGAACUGCGGCAGACCAAUCAGAACUUGCAUCAGAUAGCCGUCAACUUGGCCGAACAGACGGCCGAACACAGAAACUUCUGUAGCCAGUUACUUGAAGAACAGAAAAAGAUCUCCCUAGCUUUACUAGUGUUGGUGGGGAAUUCAACUCCGCUUGGCCCCGGAGGUCUCAACCUACCACUGAACCCGCCUGAUAAUACAGACAAUCACUCUGCUUCAUAAUGGUUUUGCUUGUGUUGUUCGUUGGACUCUAGUUUUCAGACUGUUAAAUCAUUUCAUUUCAUUGUUAUCUAUGUGUUAUUUGUUAUAUAUAUUUGUUAUUUUUUUGUCAUUAAAUCAAAAAAAGUGGCAAUUCUUAA